AGUUCCCACUCCGCAGAGAGAGUUGCAGCGUGAGGGAGACAGAGAGAGGAGAAGACCGGAGCAACACCACCUCCAUCAUCCCACCGGCCCGGUACCACCACCACCACUCCUCCAUUCACCAACCCCAACCGUGAAACCACCAUCACCGGAUCACCUCGUCCAUAACCACCACCAACCGGGUCCUCACCACCGUACAUCCUCACCGCAACCGAACAAAACCCCCGAAGUCACCAUCACCUCACACUCCAAGCAACAUCACUGCCGUACUCACCAUCGUUUUAGCCUAGCUCCGCCGCCGCUCCGACCCGCCAUCAAAUCUCUCCGAAAACCUUUUCGCCGGACAAGAGACAACAACAUUUUCGAGAAGUCCUUCGGCCACUUGAGACGCGAAUAUGACGAAGUGCAUCCUCAAGAGUGAAGCCCUCACAAAGUACAUUUUGGAAACUAAUGCCUAUCCCAGAGAGCAUCCCCAACUCAAGGAUCUGAGAGAGGCAACUGUUAAUAAGUACAAUAAAUGGAGUACAAUGAGCGUGCCUGUGGAUGAAGGACAACUUAUUUCGAUGCUUCUAAAGAUCAUGAAUGCCAAGAAGACAUUGGAGAUUGGUGUUUUUACUGGUUAUUCUCUCCUUGCUACAGCUCUUGCUCUUCCGGAUGAUGGCAAGGUAGUAGCGAUUGAUCAAGACAAAGAAGCUUAUGAGGUAGGAUUGCCAUUUAUUAGGAAGGCUGGUGUGGAGCAUAAGAUCAACUACAUUCAUUCCGAUGGCAUGAUCACUCUGAACAACCUCCUUAAAAACGAGAGACAAGAAGGGGAAUUUGAAUUUGCAUUUGUGGAUGCUGACAAGGAGAACUACAUCAAUUACCAUGAGCUUCUGUUGAAGUUGGUUAAGGUUGGAGGUGUCAUAGCAUAUGACAACACUUUGUGGUCCGGCAGAGUUGCCCCUUCUGAGCAUGAUGAACAAGUGGAGGACACAGCAAGGGAUGCGUUGAGAAAGUUGAAUAGUUUCCUGGCUUCGGAUUCUCGCAUCGACUCAUCGCUUGUCUCCAUUGCCGAUGGUCUCACCCUCUGCAGGCGCCUCCGUUAGCCAAAAGUUUGUUGCACUAUAAAUUUCUCAGCGGAAUACAUUCCAGUUUAGGAAUGUUCUAUCUAUGUGAGUUUUACGUACGGCAUGGGCCUUUACUUUAGAUGUUGUGCCAAAAUAAGAGCUCACGUUCUCAACCUUUGAUUACUGUACUCAAGUGUCAAGCAAGCACGUACUGACUUCACAUGCUAUUAAUAUACAUCUUUAUAUUGUAGGUGCA
Messenger RNA from Rhododendron vialii, 1299 nucleotides. Its product is annotated as flavonoid 3',5'-methyltransferase-like. Lineage: Eukaryota; Viridiplantae; Streptophyta; Magnoliopsida; Ericales; Ericaceae. The record is from RefSeq and is a predicted model, not a curated record. Bases 393 to 1082 code for a protein of 229 amino acids. The transcript is spliced from 6 exons. Gene Ontology annotation, molecular function: O-methyltransferase activity; S-adenosylmethionine-dependent methyltransferase activity.